Histoplasma mississippiense is the source of this 813-nucleotide messenger RNA. Its product is annotated as splicing factor U2AF 35 kDa subunit. Gene Ontology annotation, cellular component: U2AF complex; spliceosomal complex. The record is from RefSeq and is a predicted model, not a curated record. Gene Ontology annotation, biological process: mRNA splicing, via spliceosome. The coding region runs from base 1 to 813 and encodes 270 amino acids. Gene Ontology annotation, molecular function: pre-mRNA 3'-splice site binding; metal ion binding. NCBI's taxonomy places the organism in Eukaryota, Fungi, Ascomycota, Eurotiomycetes, Onygenales, Ajellomycetaceae. The transcript is spliced from 4 exons.
AUGAUGGGUUGCAUGGAACGGUUAAUGCUUCGUAUUAAUAAUCACGAUGGCAAAAAAGUCUCCGAAUUUGACCAUCACAACGGCUUCAUAUCAAUCAAGAACCUCAACAAACUCGCAAUCGCGCACCAUUUGCUUGUUGCUGCUACAUUCAGACCAUACAUCCUUCUUAUAAAAUCAUCAACUAUGGCGAACUAUCUCGCUUCAAUCUUUGGAACUGAGCAGGACAAGGUCAACUGCUCUUUCUACUACAAAAUCGGUGCCUGCCGCCAUGGUGAUCGGUGUUCGCGAAAGCACGUAAAGCCUUCAUACUCGCAGACGAUCCUCCUGCCAAAUCUGUACCAAAACCCGGCAUAUGACACCAAGAAUAAAAUGAACCCGAGCCAGCUGCAAAACCACUUCGAUGCCUUCUAUGAAGAUUUCUGGUGUGAAAUGUGCAAAUAUGGCGAACUUGAAGAGGUCGUAGUGUGCGAUAAUAACAAUGACCACCUAAUCGGAAACGUGUAUGCUCGAUUUAAAUACGAAGACUCAGCGCAGCAGGCCUGCGAUGCGCUGAAUUCUCGAUGGUAUGCGGCGCGACCCAUAUACUGCGAGCUAUCCCCAGUCACCGAUUUCCGAGAAGCAUGUUGUCGGCUGAAUAGUGGAGAAGGGUGUGUUCGCGGAGGGUUCUGCAAUUUCAUCCAUCGGAAGGAACCCAGUCCUGAGCUGGAGAGAGAGCUCGAGCUCUCGACGAAGAAGUGGCUGAAGAUGAGAGGGCGUGAUGAACGGAGUGUAACCCGCAGCCCAAGCCCAGAGCCAACUCGGAGGAGAUAUUGA